Messenger RNA from Anopheles coustani, 997 nucleotides. RefSeq names its product serine protease snake-like. The transcript is spliced from 2 exons. NCBI's taxonomy places the organism in Eukaryota, Metazoa, Arthropoda, Insecta, Diptera, Culicidae. The coding region runs from base 91 to 948 and encodes 285 amino acids. Gene Ontology annotation, biological process: proteolysis. The record is from RefSeq and is a predicted model, not a curated record. Gene Ontology annotation, molecular function: serine-type endopeptidase activity.
CAGCAGUAUUACAAGUUUUAUUGAAGGUAAGUUCUAUCUAAGCUAAGUUCUAUUGAAGCUAAUUAUUCGACAUCAAUAAGUGAGAAAGUAAUGCUUUGUUUUUUCUUUAUCAAAGGUCAAAGGCUUGCCGUGCAAAAGUGCGAAGAGUACCGAAAAAUUACAUCUUCUCCGGUUCAAAACUGCACAAAAGUCGAACGACCGGUCGAUGAAGAUAACGUUGUACGGAAUGGCGAGAUUCCGCACCAUGCAUUGCUGGGCUACCUCAAAGAAGAUAAGGAAGACGAAUACGAGUUUAAAUGUGGUGGAACAUUAAUCAGUGAUCAGCAUGUUCUAACUGCAGCCCAUUGCAUCCAGCGCACCAUCCCAGAAGUGGUUCGACUUGGGAUACACGACAGCGAAAAUGAAUCCAAUGACGAGGUUCAGGUGGCCAUUGAAAGCGUAUUGAUGCAUCCAGAAUAUUCGGCCCGUAAAGCAUAUCACGACAUUGCAAUACUGAAGCUAGUACAAAAGGUGCCAUUAUCGAGGGUCAUUCGACCGGCAUGUCUAUGGGACACGGAAUAUCGAAGCUUCUCCCUCUACAUUUCCACCGGAUUUGAAACAGAUUAUUUGUCCAGAAAAGUUGGGAGUGUUCUGAUGAAGCUACAACUAGAAGAAUUAUCGGUUGAAGAAUGCACCAUAGUGGAUUUAAGCUCUAGAUAUUUCCCGGAUGGUCUACACGAUGGUCAACUGUGUGUCAGAACUUACUCGUGUGAUGAAUUCUCAGGAGAAGCUUUGAUGCCGGAAAACGCAACUAAACCUUGCAUCUCGUAUGUAGUUGGCAUAGCAUCUCGAGGUACGAGUUGUUACAAUGUAGUAACGUCAAUCUACACUAAGGUGUCGUACUAUAUCGAUUGGAUUGAGUCGAACGUUUGGGGUCAAAAUGCGACACAAACGGUACAGAACGAUUAGCAAUAGAAGGAUUAAAAUACCUUCGUUUUGUCACUUAUAAGGAUGUUUC